Molecule: messenger RNA, 1011 nt
Organism: Candidozyma duobushaemuli
Lineage: Eukaryota; Fungi; Ascomycota; Pichiomycetes; Serinales; Metschnikowiaceae
Gene: FEN12
Product: fatty acid elongase
Exons: 1
Coding region: 1-1011 (336 amino acids)
Biological process (GO): fatty acid elongation, polyunsaturated fatty acid; fatty acid elongation, monounsaturated fatty acid; very long-chain fatty acid biosynthetic process
Cellular component (GO): endoplasmic reticulum membrane
Molecular function (GO): fatty acid elongase activity
Source: RefSeq, a predicted model, not a curated record
AUGUCCACUGUACUUGAGCAUUUUCAGAAGGAGCCACUUAUUCAAGUGAGCAUUCCCUCUAUUGAAAGGCCCUUCGGUUUACACUUGUGGCCUCUUUUCAACGCGGUUUUUGAGAGAGCAGUGGGCUACCCUGCUGAGGAGUUCAGAUUUAUCCACAAUCAAACUUUCUUAGCCAACGGUUGGCAUGCUAUUGGCAUAAUCGCAGUCUACUAUACUGUGAUUUUUGGUGGCCGUGCCAUCUGGAACGCUGUGGGUGCUCCAGCAUUAAAGUUGAACUUGUUGUUCCAGGCUCAUAACUUGGGAUUGACAAUUGCAUCAUUGAUCUUGUUGUUGUUGAUGAUUGAGCAGCUUGUUCCAAUCUUGUAUAACCACGGUCUUUUCUAUGCUGUGUGUGACUCUGGAGCAUUUGCGCCAAAGUUGAUCACGUUGUACUACUUGAACUACCUCACGAAGUACUGGGAGUUGAUCGAUACCGUCUUCUUGGUGUUGAAGAAGAAGAAGUUGCUUUUUUUGCAUGUUUACCAUCACGGAGCCACCGCUUUGUUGUGCUACACUCAGUUGAGAGGAUCCACCGCUGUUGAGUGGGUGCCCAUCGCUUUGAACUUGGCUGUCCAUGUCGUAAUGUACUGGUACUACUUCUUGAGUGCUCGCGGUAUCAGAGUUUGGUGGAAGGAGUGGGUGACUCGUUUCCAAAUCAUCCAAUUUGUUUUGGAUUUGAUUUUCGUCUACUUCGCAACCUACACUCACUAUGCCUUCAAAUAUUUCCCUUGGUUGCCUCACAUGGGUGAUUGCUAUGGAUCUGAGAUGGCAGCUGCUUACGGUUACUUCAUUUUGACAUCUUACUUACUUUUGUUCAUCUCCUUCUAUAUCAAGGUUUACAGAAGCAGUGCUCAAAAGAAGGCCAAGAAGGAACAGGCUGUUGCCGCCGCUGGUGUGGACACCUCCGCUGGUGCUACUUCUGGUGCCUCUGUGGGCAAGAGCAAGUCAAAGGCUCGUUCGAGAAAGGCAUAA